AUGGUGUUAAUUUCUUAUCGAAUCCCAGAAAGGCAGGCCAGUGUAGCCAUUGAAGGCCUGAACUUGUCAACAUUUGGGCCAUCUAUGACACCAGGAACUGAAAUUCAGAAGCUCAGGAUUUUUGUUGCAACUUGGAAUGUUGGAGGAAAAACUCCCAGUCAUGGCCUGAAUCUUGAAGAUUUCCUCCAGGUUGAAGGGUGCUCUGAUAUUUAUGUUUGUGGGUUUCAGGAAAUUGUUCCACUGAGCGCUGGAAACGUCCUGGGUAGUGAAGACAACGAGCCUGCAGCGAAGUGGCUGGUCCUCAUAAACAAGGCACUGAACAGGCCUGGAAAAGAUUCAAUUGAUUCAACUGCGGAAUCAUCUUUUUCCGGGCUGCAAAACAGUAACAACAACUCUAAGGAGGAAAAGUCACCAGGCAAUCCGAAUUUUCAGAAACUGAAUCUAAAACUCCUGAGCAAAAAUUUAAGGGCUGAAAGUUCCCUUUUGAAGGUCUGUAAUUGCCCUCUGGAAUCCGUAGCGAGGGAGAGGAGAAAAAUAAGAAAAAUCAGCGAUCGCACAAUGCGUAAACUCGAGAGUGAGUCUCUGAAACCUCGCAGCCAUGGAAGUAUUGAAGAGUUAUUAUCAACGACUGAGAUUACUACUGACCCAUCACAUGGUUCAUCUCCAAGGAAGCUGAGUUAUUGCCUGGUAGCAAGCAAGCAAAUGGUGGGAAUUUUUCUCACAAUUUGGGCUAGAAAAGACUUGAUGCAUCACAUUGGCCAUCUCAGAUUUUACACAGUGGGAAGAGGCAUCAUGGGUUGCUUAGGAAACAAGGGAUGCAUUUCGAUAAGCAUGACCGUGCACAACACAAGCUUUUGCUUCGUGUGUAGUCAUUUGGCUUCCGGGGAGAAGGAGGGAGAUGAACUGAAAAGAAAUGCCGAUGUCGCUGAGAUUCUUAAGAGCACACAGUUUCACAAAAUUUGCAAGAGAACAUAUAAUACUAGAGCCCCGGAAAAAAUAGUUGAUCACGACCGAGUGAUUUGGCUUGGUGAUUUAAACUACAGAGUAUCACUAAGCUACGAAGAAGCAAUUCUCCUUCUGGAAGUCAAUGACUGGGACGCGCUGCUUCAGAAAGAUCAGUUGAAUACAGAGAGAGAAGCAGGAAGAACAUUUAGUGGGUUCAAUGAGGGAAGAAUUUUCUUUGCUCCCACAUACAAAUACUCACAUAAUUCAGAUAACUAUGCCGGAGAAACUGUUAAAUCCAAGAAGAAACGGCGAACCCCAGCUUGGUGUGAUAGGAUAUUGUGGCGUGGCAAUGGCAUCGAACAGUUACAAUAUAUUCGUGGCGAAUCAAGAUUUUCAGAUCAUAGACCUGUUUGUGCUGUGUUCUCAGUGAAGGUGGAGAAAGAUGUAAUGGAUAAACUCAACAUUAACAAGCUGAGGAAGGGAUUUUCUUGUGCAAAUCCAACCUUCGAAUUUGAAGAUUGCAUGCCCCAGAGGCAUAGCUUCUAUGAAUACUGACUAAAAAGUUUAGAACAUGUACAAAAUGAAAUUUUCACUUUUGAUAUGACUCAAUUAAUACAGAUGAUAUGAUAUAUCCUCUCUUUAUCUUUUCUAUGUACAUUUUUAUUCAAGGGUAUCAGAAAGUGCAAACCAAACUAGAUGAGUA
This is a messenger RNA of Mangifera indica (mango), 1648 nucleotides long. Its product is annotated as type I inositol polyphosphate 5-phosphatase 5. Gene Ontology annotation, molecular function: inositol-polyphosphate 5-phosphatase activity; phosphatidylinositol-3,4,5-trisphosphate 5-phosphatase activity; phosphatidylinositol-4,5-bisphosphate 5-phosphatase activity. Gene Ontology annotation, biological process: phosphatidylinositol dephosphorylation. Bases 1 to 1500 code for a protein of 499 amino acids. The record is from RefSeq and is a predicted model, not a curated record. The transcript is spliced from 7 exons. Lineage: Eukaryota; Viridiplantae; Streptophyta; Magnoliopsida; Sapindales; Anacardiaceae.